UGACAUCAUCGCAGUAUGUCGAUAUUCCGUCAGCUAGAUACGCUCAGUCCGCAAAUCUUAUUAACGACAAAAUAUAUUUUGUUGGAGGGUGGAAUAAUGAAAAAACUUUUCAAAUUGAUGUUUUCUAUUUGGAUUUAGUUGCAUAUUUUGGAAUAGACAAUUUGCCAUUUAAACGGAUUAAUCUUAAUCCGCCGCUCUUUAUUGCAUGGCAUACUGCUAAUUUAAACGAAUUGACCAUACAAUCAUUUCCAUUGAGUAAUAAUGGACCUUCGGCUCGAAGAAGCUUAAACUCGGUAAUUGAUAACAUUGGAACAAUUUAUGUUUUUUCUGGAUCAAAUCAAACGGAUUCUGGACCAACUCGUGAUAAUUUAGAUACAACAAUGUAUAAAUUAAAAGUGGCCCAAAACACAUGGUCAGCUGUACCAUAUACAUGUAUCAGAUCUGUGGAUACAGCUUUAAUGUCGGCAUUUGAUUAUACCGAUACUGCCACAUUAUACGUAUGGAUUUAUAAUACAAAAACUGAUAAAUGGGAGUUUAAGAAUUGUUCAGGAGUUGAUGUUAAAGAGCGUGCUUCACAUAGUGCUGUUUUGGGACCAGAUCGAUCAACUAUAAUCAUCUAUGGAGGAUACAGUCCUAUACCUCUCACUAAUGGUCAAGCUCUCUUUAUUCUGGAUGCGAAGAAGUGGAGGUGGUCAAAACCGAAUAUUAAUAAUCCUCCAGUGAUUCGGCAUGGACAUACUGCGACUAUGUAUAAUAAUUAUAUGAUAGUUGCAUUUGGAGCACAGCAAGAAGACGAUAAGAGUGUUCCAAUCUCUAAAAAUGUAAUAAGCAUCCUCGACACAAAUAACAAUUCAUAUAGUUGGGUCGAACAAUUCAAAAUAAGAGAUAUCAUACAAACACCUAGCGAGUCCGCCACUCCUUCUCCGACCACUACAAAUCCAGCACAAACACCAGUUCCCGAAACAUCACAACGUUUAGGUAUCAUUAUUGGAAGUAUGAUUGGCAGUGCUGUUGUUAUAAUAGUUUCUGUUAUUGUUGGCGUGUUCUUUUAUCGACGAAGACGGGAGAAACAAAUGACUGUGGAAGGCCAUAUUCAUUUUCCGCAAGUACGUGGUUGA
Ambispora gerdemannii is the source of this 1118-nucleotide messenger RNA. NCBI's taxonomy places the organism in Eukaryota, Fungi, Glomeromycota, Glomeromycetes, Archaeosporales, Ambisporaceae. The record is from the annotation of a GenBank genome assembly.